UUCUGUGCAACGUAAUUGCCAGACACGGUGGAUCGGAACCGCAGUUCCGCGUCUUGUUUCCCUGCGGUCCUUUUACCGCGUUACACAGACAGCGCCACGGGUUGGGUCCGAACUAUUUUACUUGCUGCGUUGUUUUUAAAUGGAGAUAUUUGGCAGUACGUUUGACGACUCUGUGUUUGAAGAAUGCAGAAAUAAGGUCCCUAUUGCUCUUUCUUCCUACAACGCAAAAAAAUGUGAACCUAAGGUAGGUUUCUUCCUACUGCAUAUAACAGGACGAGGUACGCGUUACUGGUACAAGCUAAUCAGGCGAACGUCUGUUUGUAUUGAUGAUGAAUUGGAGGAGCAAAAAGUUUUCAAAUUCCGUGCAGAUCUGGCGUAUAGUCAAAACGAUUAUAAGAAAGCUCUGGAGGACUACUCCACGUGCCUGUCCCUUAUACCCAAGGGAAACGUCGCCAUCAGACGGGAUGUGCUGGAAGGCCAGGCCAGGUGCCACUGCCACCUUGGCAGACGCGAGGAGCCCCUGGAUAUUGCUGACCUGCUGAGGAAGGAAGCGACAAACACUGGCCACCUUACGUGCGCUUUAAACCUUCGGCUAACGGUCCACCAGCUCUUCGGAGAUGUCGGUGAAGAGAUCUCAGUCCUUCGGCAGCUCGUCUCCCUACACCCUUAUAACCCCUGGUACUGGCAGAGGCUGGCGAGGUGUUACUGGGCCCUCAGCCCGUCCCCCAGGGACAAUGGGUGCCGAGCUGAUGGACACCACAGGGCAGAGAAGACGGCAGAGAUGAGCAAAGGGGGGCAGUGGACCGGACAAGGGGCGGACAUCCGGCUAAAGGCUUGCAUGUGUUUCGUCCGAACCAGACUUCUGAUCCAUUUGCUGAGGAUCCAACAAUCCUCGUUUGUGCUCCAGUGCAAUGAAAUAGCCCUGAAGGAGGUGGAGGAGGCCCUGCGAUGCUUGGGGCCCGAUGCGAAGACCCUCCAGCUGAUUUCAGGGGUGAUGGCUGAAGACCUUGUGCCAGAGAAGAUGAAGGAGGACAGCCAGGAUGGCGAGAGCCUGGAUGCUCUGUGUAACGUGGACUUUGACGAGCGGUGGUAUGACAAGCUUAAAAGGCGACUCAGCUGAACAGGAUGCGUGGGAUCAGGACUCGACCACAGGGAGGCACUGUUCUCCUCGACUUGUGGCCUGGCUGUGGUUCCGGGUGUCUCGUGAUCCUGCAGCCAAUGGGGCAUGGAUGGACUGAUGUUUCUGAGGAAUGCAUGACGUUUACCUAGUGAUGGCCGAAUUAAGCUUUGUGAACCAUUUGCUGUAUGUUUUCAUCCCACUAGAUGGUGCUCUUGGUUUGCAUUAGGGCAUGAAUUGAUUCCUUUUUUUGAAUAGAGAGCGCCAUCUAGUGGGGCCACGAGAUACUGCAAAUGAUUAAUGAAGUUUAAUUUGGCCAUCUCUACUUUUAUCUUAAGCUUUUGAAUCCAGCUAUUGAUGAAAUCUGUAUUUCUGUAUUAAAUGUACUGUAUAUUGGAACAUUCCACACAAGCGGGGCUGUAACGACAUGGACUCAGCCUGAAGUUUUCCAAUUCAGGCAAGGAAGGGCUUGCUGUUCUGUUCUAGUCCUUAACAUGCUCCAGGUCUCCGAGUGGAUUAUAGUUUUAAGUGAUUUUUAAUGCAAAUUUACCAUGCACUCAAAAUGCUUAGUAGCAUGUAUUAAAUGAACAACGAAUUUAAAAUACAAA
Molecule: messenger RNA, 1725 nt
Organism: Brienomyrus brachyistius
Lineage: Eukaryota; Metazoa; Chordata; Actinopteri; Osteoglossiformes; Mormyridae
Gene: c9h8orf76
Exons: 6
Coding region: 140-1120 (326 amino acids)
Molecular function (GO): protein binding
Source: RefSeq, a predicted model, not a curated record